AUGGCGCGGCUCGGGCGCCUGGGCUUUCUCGGCAUUGCGGUGGUCUUCCACCUCAUCUACAUCUACUCCAUCUUCGACAUCUACUUCGUCAGUCCCAUCGUCUCGGGAAUGCGAGCAUAUGGAGUCGAUGCGCCCAAGGCCCCUGCGAAGCGAUUGGUCUUAUACGUUGGUAUGGAAUGCGAAAACGUACGCGAUUGUCCAGUAUUCUGAUCACUGUCUUUAGGCGACGGAUUACGCGCCGACAAAGCCUUUCAAUUCUUCCCCGAUCCAUCAAGGUCCAGCAACGAUUCUGCAGCGCUGGAGCCACGCCCUUUGGCACCUUUCCUUCGAUCUCGAGUCCUCGAGCAUGGCACCUUCGGCGUUUCCCAUACACGAGUACCAACUGAAUCGAGACCAGGACAUGUGGCGUUGAUAGCUGGGCUCUAUGAGGACGUUGCAGCAGUUACAACAGGAUGGAAGCUCAAUCCAGUCAACUUCGACAGUGUGUUCAACAGGAGUCGGCAUACAUGGAGUUGGGGAAGUCCGGAUAUCUUGCCAAUGUUCUCAAUAGGUGCUGUGCCGGGAAGAGUGGACGAUGCGACAUACGGCGCUGAGUUCGAGGACUUCAGUAAGGAUGCCACGGAGCUGGACUACUGGGUGUUCGACCGGGUCAAGCAAUUGUUCAAGGACGCUGAGACAGAUCCAAGAUUGAACGCCCAACUCAAGCAAGACAAAAUUGUCUUCUUUCUCCAUUUGCUUGGACUGGACACCACCGGCCACUCGUAUCGUCCGUACUCGAAGGAAUACCUUCGCAACAUUCAGAUUGUUGACCAAGGAGUGCAAGAGAUUACCGAGAUCAUCGACAACUUCUACGACGACGAUGAGACUGCGUUCGUCUUCACAGCGGACCACGGCAUGAGUGAUUGGGGAAGUCACGGCGACGGUCAUCCUGACAACACUCGAACUCCUCUGGUUGUCUGGGGCUCUGGUGUUGCAAAGCCGGUCACAGUGCGCAAGGGAACGGCGCCUGGACACGAGGACGGAUUCUCGCACGACUGGCAUCUGGACCACGUGAAGCGUAACGACGUUGCUCAGGCGGACGUCGCUGCUCUCAUGGCCUAUCUUGCUGGGCUGGAGUUUCCUGUCAACUCAGUUGGAGAGCUUCCGCUGUCGUAUCUAGACGCUAGCGAGGAGGAAAAGGCGAAGGCUUUACUCAUCAACGCCAAAGAGAUUCUCGAAAUGUACCGCGUCAAAGAGCUCGACAAGCAAGCCACAGUCAUGAAUUAUCGACCCUUCCCAGGAUUUGGAGACGCAGAACACAGUGUCGAGCACCGCAUAGAGGCAAUCGAACAGAUGAUCCAGAAUCAUCAAUACAAGCAAGCGCUCGAGAGCUCUGACGAGCUGAUACAACUCGGUCUUUCAGGUCUACGAUACCUUCAGACUUAUGCGUGGCUCUUCCUCCGAACUCUGGUUACAGCGGGAUAUGCUGGAUGGAUCGCCUUUGCUUUCACCACCGCCGUCGACGUGUAUAUGCUCGACGGCAAAUUGGAGGCUUCAAGACCAACUUCCCUUGUGCUCGCAUUUUCGGCCAUACUUGUCGGGCUUUACAGCGUGCUCUUCGUGCAGUCAUCUCCUUUGACUUACUAUGCUUACGCUUUCUUCCCGGUCGCGUUCUGGGAGGAAGUCUUUGCUCAUCGACAGGCACUCAUUGCGGGCAAGGACAAGCUCUUCGCAAAGUUUAGCAAGUCUGAUAUCGGCAAACUCGCCUUGAACCUCUUCAUCUACCUUGCGCUGCUCGAAGUCAUGGUGAGAGAAUACUUGAACGUGUUUUGUAGGCUUCGCUAAUCGGCAGUCAUAGGUCCAAAGCUACUACCAUCGCCAGAUUUACACCAUGUGCUACCUACUGGCUGCAGCUUGGCCGCUAUUUUAUGGCCCCAAAUUCGUGCAAUCGAAUUGGAUCUUGUGUGGCACUUGGGCGCUAUCUUGUGCCGCCAUGAGUGUCUUCACACUGCUUCCGGCGCUCAAAAUCGAGGAUGCGAAUCUGAUGUAAGUCAAAUUCAGGUGUCUUCUUUCCUCGGCGCUGACAUCGUGGUAGCCUGCUCGGAGGUGUCCUUAUCCUCGUGCUUGGAUUGUUGUAUAUCGCCUUCGAGAAAAGCCUACUGGUCACGACUGCGACUUCCAAAGAUGGACUAGGAAACAAUUCCGCCGAUGCCGUCUCCAGGUCCAUCCUCGGCGUUCAAGUGAGUGCUUGCCCCUCGUUGAGAUGUCUGUCUAACGUAUGAUCAGGUCGGACUGGUUGCGCUUGCUAUGAUUGUUACGAGAUCCAGUGUGGCUUCUCUGCAAGCAAAGCAGGGCCUUCCGCUUGGGGCUCAAGUGGUUGGCUGGGUGACGUUGAGUAAGUUCAUCUCGUUUCCUUGCUACAUGCCACACCUUUCAUAGCACCGGCCUGCCGUGCGGCUAGUAUUGCCCAUCACCAGCCUCGCGGUCUAUGGGUGUGUAUUGCUCUGGAGAACAUUCUUACUUGGCAACCACAACGAUUCUGGACCAGCCCCAUGCUCUCCUGAUCCAUCCGGACUCAAACCCACUUGAGUCAUGGCGAUAUUCGCUCAAGACGCCGAGAGCGCUGGAGAGGUACUCGCCCUACUGGAACACCCUCGGAAGUCGUUUCAAAGUCUGCCUCUACUUGUUCAGGUGCCUCUCGGCUUAAUUCUCAUCGUCUACAUACCGGUAAUGUUUCUACUGGCUCUCAUCUGGGAGCUUGUGUGGCGAACACCAUGCAAGAUUGUCCGCCGUCGACGACAUCCUCGCAACAUUGGCGAUGACCAGAAUUUCUGGCAAGCAAUCGCAUCCGGCUCGAAAGUACAAGGAGCCUGGCUGUUCUUGCUGCGGGAUGAAUUUGUCGACGCUCUGGACCAAGAGAAGUCAAGCAGACUGUCCUGGGGCUCCACCAAGACUUUGAUCUCGUGGGGCUCGAAUGGUUCGAAACCGCAUCCCGGUGAUGAUACUCCUGUGAUACCAAUCGACGACCUGGACGGGGCGCAGCAAUGCUGAAGCACGAAUUCUUUGGAGAGGCCGAGAUUUGUUCAAGCGCCACGUUCGCUCUUUUGCCAGUUGCGCUCUUGUUCGAAUUGGGCCUGCAAGAAGCUCUGCUGACCGACCUCGUAGUUUCCUCAUUGAUCGUGCCUUUCUUUCACGCUUUGCGACCACAAAAUCACUAUCUGCAUCGCCUGGCAGUCAUAUUCCUCGCAUUUGGCCCUCUCUUUAUCAUCCUGACCAUCUCCUACGAGGGCCUUUUCUACUUUGCCAUCACGAUUACACUCGUCUCCUGGGUCCGGCUCGAACACCGCGUCCACCAGCACUUUUCAGCCACGACCUCUACAACCUCAGCAUCCCGCGCUUCAACACCUAAGCCCGGUGACCGGGCUACUUUGGAGCUCACCAGCCCGCUCGCACCCGCUCUCUCCGCAGCCAAAGCCCGCGAAACGGCCCUCGAAUCCGGAAAUUACCGCGCACUCACCCUUUCUGACGCCAGAAUCUGCCUCUUCUUUCUCUACCUCCUCCAAUCGGCAUUCUACUCCACCGGAAACAUCGCCUCGAUAUCCUCCUUCUCCCUCGACGCGGUCUACCGACUCAUCCCCGUCUUCGAUCCUUUCAGCCAAGCAGCCCUCCUGAUCCUCAAGAUUCUCGCUCCAUUCGCUCUCGUAUCCGCGAAUCUCGGAAUCCUCACCAAACGACUUCGCCUUCGAGGAGGGAGUCUGUUUGCGGUGGUGAUGGGUAUAGGAGAUUAUUUGACAUUGAGGUUCUUCUGGGAGGUGAGGGACGAGGGCAGUUGGUUGGAGAUUGGGGAAAGUAUCAGCAUGUUUGUCAUUGCUAGUGCGCUCUGUGUUUUUGUUGCGGGAUUGGAAGGGUUGAGUGAGGUUUUUGUCAGAGGGGUGGAAUUUGAUGAUGACGAUGGUGUCGUUGUGCCAUUGCAGAAACGAGAAGGGAAUGGCGCGAUUGAUGGUCAUGGCACGGUCACAGCGCGGUGA
Molecule: messenger RNA, 4007 nt
Organism: Lecanosticta acicola
Lineage: Eukaryota; Fungi; Ascomycota; Dothideomycetes; Mycosphaerellales; Mycosphaerellaceae
Source: the annotation of a GenBank genome assembly